Aureobasidium namibiae CBS 147.97 is the source of this 3528-nucleotide messenger RNA. RefSeq names its product DUF676-domain-containing protein. Lineage: Eukaryota; Fungi; Ascomycota; Dothideomycetes; Dothideales; Saccotheciaceae. The coding region runs from base 1 to 3528 and encodes 1175 amino acids. The transcript is spliced from 2 exons. Gene Ontology annotation, molecular function: monoacylglycerol lipase activity. The record is from RefSeq and is a predicted model, not a curated record.
AUGCUGCUUGUUCACCAAGCCGGCAGCGUCAAGGUGGGAGAAGUGGUGCGCUUCACCUUGACCUACACGCCCAGCAAUGAUCGCAUAUUGCCCAGCCCUACCCAUCUGCACCUCAAGAUCAAGAACACCUCGGCCAUCCCGCUGCGUGCCGCAUACCUCCACGGUCCGUACAACCUGCAUGUCGCCUCGUAUCCUGCCUCUUUCAACCCAAAUCACAAAGUCGAUGACCCACAAAAGGAGGGCGUGCCGGAUUUUGAACCACUGCUCAAAGCGGGUUCGAGCUGGACAACAAAGUUGACUGUUCCCGAGAACAUCCGAGAGACAGGCAACACUUUCGCAUUAGGUCGUCAGAAUCGCGCUUCUCAAGAUGCCUACCGAGACGACAAGAAAGGCCCACCGAGUGCCACAUGGAUAAUCGAGAUUGCUUCCCAGAUACUGUUUUCCAGCACGGCCGCUGUCCACUUUGAGCUAUUGGUCGGUCGGGAUGAGAGAAGCUUGGAUCUUGGCUUUGCAGCCGUCGCUGGCCAUGGUCACGGAACCCCUGGUCAACUUCAUGACCAUCAGAAGGACAAACGUAGGGACAGUGUUGGCCAACAAAAGGGUCUCUAUUCGCGCGCCGUCAAACUCGUCGUUGAGGACACCCAGGCGCUCUGGGACAAGCCUGCUCUCCCAACCAACAAUACUCAGAAACAUGCUCGAUCUUCGAAAGAGUCGCUACGCAAGUCAAAGGACUCGCGAACUACCGUUGAGGAAACGAAAGAGGAACCUCCCAAGAAGAAAAAGAAGAUACAUCUUGUCGUUCUCACCCAUGGCCUCCACAGCAACAUUGGUGCCGACAUGCUUUACAUGAAAGAGAGUAUAGACGCUACAGUCAGGCAGGCGAGAAUUGAUGCAAGGAACAGGAAGGCUGCAUACAAGAAAUCGCAGAGCAAGUCUGACGGCUCAUCGGAACAGCCGGACCCUUCGACUGACGACAAGCCGAAUGAAGAAGCCACGACUGCACCUCUGUCAGGAGGUCAGGAAGAUCUUGAAGACGAUGGUGAUGACGAUGAAGAACAAGUCAUUGUGCGUGGCUUCAACGGCAAUGCCAUCAAAACCGAAAAGGGCAUUCAAUACCUCGGAAAGCGUCUGGCGAAGUUCGUAUUGAACUUUACCUAUCCUGAUCAACCUUUCCAACCGGUCAAAAAGUCCAUGACGCGAUCUUUUACAGAUCAGUUCAAAUCUCAGGCCACUAAGACUGCCAGAGACGGCGAGCCUGCACAUCAAGGGAGUAGCAUUCACCACGACGACAGCAAAGCUGAAGAGCUUCCCUACACCUUUACCAGUAUCAGCUUCAUCGGGCAUAGUCUCGGUGGUCUCAUCCAGACAUACGCAGUGGCUUACAUCCAGAAGCAUGCACCGCAGUUCUUCGAACAGAUCCAGCCAAUCAACUUCAUCUGUAUGGCUUCUCCUAUGCUCGGCUUGAGUAACGAGAAUCCAAUGUAUGUCAAGUUCGCUUUGGAUUUCGGCCUUGUCGGACGCACGGGACAGGAUCUUGGAUUGACAUGGCGUGCCCCUAACAUCGCGAAGAGUGGUUGGAACGCCAUGAUGGGAGGAUUUGGAGCUGGCACGAAAGAGGAGCACCAAGAGGACCCAGGAGCAAAGCCCCUUUUGCGCAUCCUCCCCACUGGCCCUGCGCACACAGUCCUGCGCAUGUUCCGUAACAGAACUGUGUAUUCAAACGUCGUCAACGAUGGCAUCGUACCGCUGCGGACUAGUUGUCUGCUGUUCCUCGAUUGGGGUGGUCUUGGUAAAGUAGACAAGGCUCGCCGCGAGAAUGGUCUGAUAGGUACAUUGGCCGAAUUCGGCUGGGCUGAGCUUACCGGCGCCAACGCACUGCCUAAGGCACUUAGAAACAACGGCGUGGGGAGUGUUGCAGGUACCGAAGACGAAGGAUCUGGAGCCGACACUCCAGCAGGAAAACAGGGCAAUGAUGUUCCACAACCACCGACGGAGGCAACAACCGACGACAACAGAGACUCGACAACAUCUGUCACUGAGCCGUCCACAAGCCAGUUCUUGAGAACUCAAAACCACGGGAGUGGUGAAUCUUCGACCGGCUCAGCAAACCAGAGCGGAGGACUUUUGAACGGUCUCUUCAGUUUCUUCCGUCCUGGAGGCACGCCCGAGCGUCAGUCUCCAAAAACAAUGAAGGCCGUCCGUCGUGGUCAGACUGUUGACGUAAAAGCGAACGAUGAGUCUGGUGAAGAGGUCCAUACAAGAGCCCGCCGGAACAGUAGAGGCACGACCGACAACCCGACUAUGAGGCCAAGCAAGCGCCCAGUAGCAACUCGUGGAGGGUCGAUGAACUCGAAUCCAGACGCUCUAGCGCCUCCGAGCACAUCCAUCUUUGAGGCAGCCAGCGACAUCCUUCAUCCUCCCAUUCCGUCGACCACUUGGCUUAUCGACCCGGCAUCUCGAGAGCGCACCAUCUUCCAUGACAGGAUCUACCACCCCGAGGACAUUCCGCCGCCUCCAAUCAAGCGUCCCAGUAGAAUAGGGCGUUCGUUCUCUUCAGACUCGGCAACGUUCAGAACAUCUCACUCUUCUCGCGAUGAUGCGGCCCCAAUUGAUAUGGGAAACAUGAAAGUGGAAGAGAAGAUUGCACGAGCAUACCACAAAGACUUGUCCUGGCGAAAGGUCUUGGUUCGCCUUGAACCCGAUGCACACAACAACAUGAUUGUGCGAAGAAUGUUCGCCAAUGCGUAUGGCUGGCCUGUGGUCAAGCAUCUUUGCGAUACGCACUUCGGAGACACAUUCACUGCGACGACCAGAGAUGAAGACGAACCAGCUGUCGAUCGUGCCAAAGAGUACUCCGAAGCUGAUCACGAGGCGGGCGAGGAGGUCAAGGGUCAAAACGCGCGAAAGCCUCUUCAAAGAAGUGCGUCAGACAUGCGCGAAGAUCGAGAUGAGUUGAAGCCACUGCAAGAAAGUGCCGGUGGUGCGAUCAAGCAUAAGCUCAAUCCGCAAGGUUCUGCUGUUUGGGAUGACAUUUACUUCGAGGGCAGUGAUGACGAUGAGGAUGAAGAAGAGAGUUAUGCAACCAAAGUACAGCGAUUCCUCCACCUCAAUCAAGGCGAGAGUGAAGGUACGACUUGGGUAGGUGGUGGCGGCGCCCCGAAAAAGCAAAACACCGACAACACCAUACGUCCUGCUAAACGCCAAUCUACUGAGGUGCAUCGUGGCCUGGGACCUACUAGAAGCCACGGGCCCUACUCUCCCCGUCUCUCGACAUCUUCAAACAAUGCACCAGUGUUGUCGCCUGACUCAGCUAGUGGCGUGUUCACCGGCAGAAAAUUGACGGAAGAGCCGCCGAGUAUGGACGAUGGUGAGAGUGUACUGAGCAAUGCGAAGCAAAACAGUACUGCUGGAUUGGGCUUGCAGAAGAACAUCAAUCAGGCUGUGUCUCGGCCUGAUUCGAGUGCAAGUGCUGCCAGUGAGGCAGGUGUGGGCGAGCAAGUUGCACGAAAAGCGAAUGCAGCAUCGUAG